Molecule: messenger RNA, 855 nt
Organism: Prorocentrum cordatum
Lineage: Eukaryota; Dinophyceae; Prorocentrales; Prorocentraceae
Source: the annotation of a GenBank genome assembly
AUGUACAGCACCCAGCCGCCGUCGGAGCUCAACCAACCUCCUGCCUCGCGAGUCGAGAAGGCCGACCUGAAGCUCCCCACGGCCCGGAAGGAGUCCGUGGGCUUGUCGAGCCAGAACCCCUUCAUGUCCACGCUCGUCGGGGGCCGCCUGCCCGUGCACGAGCUCGGCGCCGGCCACCCCCACUAUCUCCAUGAGGAUGACGAGUGGAGCUGCGGCCCAACCAGGGCGCCUGCCGGCAAGCGGCGGCGCCGGGGUGGCUUCAGCCUGGAGGGUGGUGCCAUGGUUUUGGCGGACGGCGGCAUCGUAUGCAUCGACGAGUUCGACAAAAUGGAUGAGAAGGAUCGAGUGGCGAUCCACGAGGCGAUGGAGCAGCAGACGAUCUCCAUCGCGAAGGCGGGCAUAACCACGAUGCUGAACACGCAGUGCAGCGUGCUCGCCGCCGCCAACCCGCGCUUCGGCACGUACGACGACCUCCAGAGCACUGCGGACCAGAUGGACUUCGAGACUACCAUCCUCUCCCGCUUCGACAUGAUCUUCCUCGUCAGGGACGUGCGCGACCCGGACCGCGAUUUCGAGCUGGCCCGGCACAUGACCAGCUUGCACAUGGAGCUCCAGGUUUUCGAGGACCAGCGGCUGAAGUUCAUCAAGAUGAUGAUCAAGGAGUUCCGGGCCCCGUCGGACUUCCUCCUCGAGACCGCGCCCGAGGGGGAGGAGGGCAUGGGCGCGCAGAGCGAGGUCGGCGAGGGGGAAGUCCAGGAGGAGCGCGAGGGGCCGCUGUCGGUGCCGGAGCUCCGCAAGUACCUCUCCUACUGCAGGAGCCGCUGCAGCCCCAGGCUCGGCCCCGAUUCCGCGGAG